CACAGCCCGUCAAGAUGAGCCAGCUCGGUCCGUCUCUCAAAGAGUCCUCCGGCGGCUCCAAGUCGGAGCUGCCCUGGACAAAGGAGAACCUGCCCAAGCAGCUGUUCAUCAACAACGAGUACGUCGACUCCAAAAACGCAAAGAAGCUCGAGCUCUACAACCCCGCCGACGGCUCCCUCAUCGCCAAGGACGUCGCCCUCGCGGGUGAGGCCGACGUCGAGUCCGCCGUCGCCGCCGCGGAGGCCGCAUACCCAGCGUGGCGCAAGACGCCCGCGACCUUCCGGCGCGACUGCCUGGCCAAGCUGGCCGACCUGAUCGAGCAGCACGGCAAGCAGCUCGCGUCGCUGACGCGCAUCUCGCUCGGCGCGCCCUUUGGGUCGUUCGGCAGCUUCGAGGUCAACAUGUGCGCCGAAGGGUUCCGGUACUUCGCGGGCUGGACGGACAAGUUCGCGGGCGAGUCGUACCCGCAGGACGACGGGUUCAUGAAGAUUGUGCGCAACGAGCCCCUGGGCGUGACCGCGGGGAUCAUCCCCUGGAACGGGCCCCUGGGGAACAUCGGGAUGAAGGCCGGCCCCGCGCUGGCCACGGGCAACGUGUUCAUCCUCAAGCCCUCGGAGAAGACACCCUUUAGCGCGCUCGCGCUGGGCACCCUGAUCAAGGAGGCCGGGUUCCCGCCGGGCGUGUUCCAGAUCAUCUCGGGCGACGGCAGCACGGGGGCCAUCAUCGCAAGCCACAUGAAGAUCCGCAAGGUCAGCUUCACGGGGUCGACCACGACGGGGCGCAAGAUCCAGGAGGCCGCGGCCAAGAGCAACCUCAAGCGCGUCACGCUCGAGCUGGGCGGCAAGAGCCCUGCCGUCGUGUUUGACGACUGUAAUCUUGACAACGCCGUGGCGUGGUGUGUCAACGCCAUCACGGGGAAUACAGGGCAGGUGUGCUUCGCGGCGUCCCGGGUGUACGUGCAGGAGGGCAUCUAUGACGAGUUUGUGAAGCGGUACAAGGCCGCAAUGGAGGAGCGCGGCAAGGCCGUGGGACACCCGGAGGAGGAGGGGACCAUCAUGGGCCCGCUGGUCGACAAGGCGCAGUUUGAGCGGGUCAGCGGCUUUGUCGAGCGCGGGAGGAGCCAGGGCACGCUGCUCACGGGCGGCGGCAGGGUCGGAGACAGCGGCUUCUACAUCCAGCCGACGGUUUUCACCAAUGUUCCGCACGACGCCGAGAUCUCGCGGGACGAGAUCUUUGGCCCCGUGUCGGUGCUCAACAGCUUCAAGACCGAGGACGAGAUCAUCGCGAAGUCCAACGACACGACGUUCGGGCUCAUGGCUGGUGUGUUCACCCAGGACAUCAACAAGGCCAUGAGGCUGGCAACCGCGUUUGACAGCGGCAUGGUGGGCAUCAACUGUGUGUCGCUGUGCUUCUUGACGGCCCCGUUCGGCGGCACCAAGGAGAGCGGCAUCGGCAGGGAGAAUGCCAUCAAUGCCCUGCGAAUGUUUACCGAGACCAAGACGGUCAUGAUCAACUUGACUUACUAGUGUGCAGGCAGAGUCGGUGGUUGUGUAUUUCUUGCACCGGUGUUUAGCUAGAUGCGACACGAAGUUUUGAAUCAAUGUCUUCAAUCAUU
Molecule: messenger RNA, 1615 nt
Organism: Microdochium trichocladiopsis
Lineage: Eukaryota; Fungi; Ascomycota; Sordariomycetes; Xylariales; Microdochiaceae
Product: aldehyde dehydrogenase
Exons: 2
Coding region: 15-1526 (503 amino acids)
Molecular function (GO): aldehyde dehydrogenase (NAD+) activity
Source: RefSeq, a predicted model, not a curated record